Messenger RNA from Vespula vulgaris, 5806 nucleotides. RefSeq names its product RING finger protein 207-like. The coding region runs from base 755 to 3526 and encodes 923 amino acids. Lineage: Eukaryota; Metazoa; Arthropoda; Insecta; Hymenoptera; Vespidae. Gene Ontology annotation, molecular function: Hsp70 protein binding; transmembrane transporter binding; zinc ion binding. Gene Ontology annotation, cellular component: perinuclear region of cytoplasm. The record is from RefSeq and is a predicted model, not a curated record. The transcript has 10 exons.
UAUGGUUCGAGGAAAAGCAUAUUGCGGUUGCCAGGAAAGGAGGAGGGUCGUAGAAUUGGCGCCCACUGACCCGUUGGAGGGUCAGCAAUUUACUCAGGACCGUAUAAUAUUUUGGUAUCGCAUGUACCCAUAAAAGAACAUAAUAUAUUUAUAUAAUGGCUCGAAAGAUAGAUCGAAAGACGGAGAUUGUUUAUUUACAAAUUUUCCUGCAUUUCACUACGUGAUACCGUAAACGAUAAUGUCAAGAUAAAAAGAGAGUAUGAAUUUUUUAAGGGAACGAUAUUGAUCCGCAGAAACGUGUAAAAUCUAUCUAGAGAGGCUGUACUUUAUCGGAGCAAUAACGGAUUGCGAGAUAUACAUAUAUGUAUAUAUGUAUGAAACGUGUUUGUCUACGAUAAUACUUCUGGGAUUUCCACGGUGCGAGCAACGAUGUAAUUUAAAAUCUUCCUGGAGUCUUUUAAAGAUAUUCCUUCAGUCGCAAUAAACACAGAGUUAGGAACGGUCGCUGAAAGGUAUCCUUAGGGUGGUGCAAGACCGGCGCCUAUGGCCCUUCAGGCGGUGUGUGCGUGCGCCUUCUAUGCGGGUAGAGGGAGAGAUUGGUGAGCGCCCCAAUGACGUCAGGGCCGAUCGUCAGGCGCAAACGGGGUUGGCACCGUACUACUACGUCAGAAUGACGAGCCGAUAAACCAUCCCAUCGCGAUUCUCUGCGGCGGGCGGGCCAACGGUCUUGGGGGUGACCGUCGGUUCGCGGAGGAUGGCGAGCUCCGGGUCGGCGGCUGUCGACGGGGUCGGCGAGAACAAUGCCACGUCCGGAGUCGAUCCCGGUGUCCCCAGAAAUCCACUGGUCUGUGGUGUCUGUCAUGAUUACUAUAACGAGCCUUGCCUGCUCUCCUGCUUUCAUACUUUCUGCGCCCGCUGUAUACGUGGCCCUCACCUCGACGGAAAAGUCACCUGUCCCAUCUGCGGGCAACAAACGCAACUUAAAGAGGGUGCACAGUUACCACCACCGGAUCAGUUGAUACGUCAACUAGUAGAACUAGCCAAUUCUGAAAAUCCACCAUGUGCCAAUUGUGAUAAGCGAGACAAAUCUACUAUGUUCUUCUGCACAACAUGUGGGCAAGCUCUAUGUACCCAUUGCAGAGAACAUACACACCGCGCAAAAAUGUUCUCCUCUCAUGAGGUAGUGCAUAUGAGCAAAUGUGCGAAAGAUACUCAACGUCGUUGUCCCUCUCAUGGGGAGCAAUACAUCAUGUAUUGUCAAAGCGCCAAAUGCAUGCUUUGUGCAACUUGUUUUCGUGAUACACCGGUAGACGCUCGAUUACAUUGCGUGGACAUCGAAAGCGCUUGGCAACAGGCUUCAAAAAAAAUGGAAAGAGCAGCAAAUUCAAUUUGCGAAUUGCAGGCAGGCGUAAGAGACGGAGUUUUGGCAUUAAAAUCACAGUUGGAUGAGUUACGGCAUAGCCUGGAAUCGGAGAAACGCGCGUUAAAUUCAUUUUGUCAAGGAAUGCAAGAAGCGAUUACUAAAACUCACGCUUCCGUUCUAACGGAACUUCAACGUCAAUUUGAAACUAAGGAAAGAAUGGUUCGGACUCGAUUGCUAUCCUUGGGUAGUGCACUUCCAAUAUUACAGAUGCAUUUAAUGCUGUGUACGGCUUUUACAAGUGGUGCGACGAAAUAUCAAUUCCUUGAACUCGCACAUCCUAUGCUCGAAAGAUUGAGUCGCGUAGCUCAACUUGGACAUCCUACGAGACCUCCUCUACUUGCUGCCCAUUUGAAAACAAAUUAUAGAAGCGACUUUGCUCGUACGUUACAGCCUUUCGUUGGUCAGGUACAAACACCGAAAGAAUCGUUGUACGAUCAGACUCAUACGAUGGGCCAACAGGAACCACAGGUCAUACAGAGCAGCAAGUCUGCUCAGAGAAUCCAGCCGAAGAACGGAAGUGACAGUGGGCCAUUUUCCAACCAUUGUCGCACCUUCGAUACCCAAUUGAAAGAGCUAAGUCAACAACUGAUGACGGUGAAAGAACGUUUAGGAGAACUUCAUCGAGACGUCGCACUACUUAGAAGAGCGAAUACGCCGCCUGUGGGUACGCGUUACGAACACGUGGCGAGAGAUUGUCGCGUGUUGGAGCAGCAGUUGGAACAUCAUCAGUUAGAAUUAGAACGAUUGAGAAACGUGUUUGACGCUUUGUGGGAAGAACAAUUGUGUAGGAUUCAUAUAGAGAAAGAAAUUUUUCAUUCUCAGAUGGACGAUAUUCUAACUUUAAGGAGCGAAGUGAAACAAUUACAAAGUCUUACUCAGCAAUUGGAACCGUUUGUGAAAUCGUUUUCUACAGGAGUUACCGCAGGCGAAGUGAGCAUGGCAGCUUCGGAUGCUUCCAGUAAUCAACAUCUGCAAGCUUUAUUAGAUCACUUGGCUCGCUUACAGAUGCAGGAACCACCUCAGUCGCAAACUCAAGCACCGACUAAGGAUCAUCGUCAUCCACGAGAAACGAAAGAAAUACCGACACGUUGUCGGACACCGUCGGGUGUCGGUGCCGUAUUAGACUCGAGCGGCAACAUAGUCGUAUAUGGUACCGCUAAAUCUUCCGAUCCGAAAAGAGGAGUUCUGAGGGAGCUCAUUGAAAAAGCUAGAACGAAAGAGGAUCGUAAAAAAUCACCCGGAAGAGAUGACGGUAGUCGAGAUCGUAGUCAAAGCCGACGUUCAAGAAAAUCACCGGAUGGUACGAAACCUAAAACACCACCGGGACAUUCGUCGAGUAGCAAGGUUCGAUCGUUGUAUCGUUCCUUUAAAGGUGCAACCAGUGACACGUCGGCUGAGGCACUCGACCAACCAGAAAGAUGUACGGACGGUCAACAGCAGCAGCAACAACAACAACAGCAACAACAACAAGCACAGUCACACCAAUCAGAAUUUCAAAGCUUUCUAUCGUCGCCGUUAAAAGGUGGAGAUGAGGGGGAAUAUCAACGAAUUUCCGAAGCUUCUAGCAUGGGCGAGGCUAAAAAACGAGUCCAAGCGCAAGUACAUCCUGUACCACCUGACGACCAACAACAACUAUCCAGUGGGAAAGGUACAAAGGUGUAUCCGGCCAGUGACUCCGAGGAUGUCUUCUACGCGGACGAAAAGGCCCCUAACGAUGUUCGAAGACGCAGACGUGCCAGCUGUGACAGCCUAAGUACAACCGGUUCUGGUAGCAGAAGAUCGAGCAUCGUUGACGGGACGGUAGGUCAAACCUCGCAGGAUGCCAGGAAAACAUUCGUUAUUUUGAUCGGAUCAACACCUACGUCGUCAUCUCUGGUGCAGAAGCAGCGUUCCUGGGAGACCUUUCCUCGGCCAAAGAGCAAAAGAAGCGGACCUGGUGAAGCUGCGUCCUCCUCCCUGGGACAACUUAAAAGAGCCGAUAGCUUCGAGGGUCACGAGGAAGCUGUACGAACGUUGGUUGCAGCGGUACAGGAAACCAGAUCGCAUCUGCGUCAACAUCUUCUUCAUCAUCAUCGUCAUCAUCGUAAGAGCAAGACGAAUUAAGGAUUACAGGGAGUCCAACUAUCGAACACACGUCCUUAUGAAGAAGAUAAAUAAUCAAACCCGAUUCUCGAAUCUUUCCUUUCCUUUUCUUUUCUUCUCUUUUUUUUUCUUUUUUUUCCGAAUUGUCUUUUCCCAAUCGAUUAAUUUUUUUCCUACCUACAUCAAUUUAUCGAUUUCUAAACCCUUAAGAAAGAGAUUCCAAUGACGAUUCUCGAAUCAAUUCAAAGUGUACUGAGGAAGAAUAUAAUGAAAGCCUAGAGAAACAUUUAGAACGAUAUUGUCCGAGAGACUGUAACUUUUUUGGUGAUUAUAUACUUGUUGUUAGUCGCGAGACGUAUUGUUGAGAAGAGAGAGAAAGAAAAACAGAAAAAAAAAAACAAACAAACAAACAAAGAAAAACGUUUCGUAAGUUUUUUCGAAGAUUUUGAACACGUCUCGAUAAAUAUAUAUGUAUAUAUAUAUAUCCAUACACGUUACACGUGUAAGACACACACAUGUAAAAACACAUACAUACAUACAUACAUACAUACAUACAUACAUACAUACAUACAUACAUACAUACAUACAUACAUACAUACAUACAUACAUACAUACAUACAUACAUACAUACAUACAUACAUACAUACAUACAUACAUACAUACAUACAUACAUACAUACAUACAUACAUACAGGCACGCACACACAAAUACAGGUGUAUACCAAAGACGGAAUACACAGAGACACGUACUGACAUACAAAGUAGAAAAUGUUUUAAUCCUGUCGAAUUUGCGUAAACGUAAGGCGUAAAAUCGAUUGAGAGAAUUUUUGUUUCGCUCGAAACGUCACUGGGAGACAUUUAUCAAAGGAAUUCGUUUUAUCAACAAAUUGAUAUAUUCUGUUGUUCGUUAAACAUAACUCUUUCAUCACUUCAGAAAAAAUAAUAAUAUUAUAAAGUUUAUUCGUAAGGGAAGACGUGUUCCAAAAUAUUUGGAUUCCAAAUCGAUAACUCCAAGAUAUAUCUGCAAGACGAUUAUGACUCUUGUUAUCGUUGGGUCAUGAUUAAAGAUAACUCUUCUAUAACUUAAAGUAAUAAUAAUAUUAGGAAAAGAGAGAAAAAAAGUUUAGAGUAACGAAAAGAUUUAUAUAUAUAUAAGAACCGGUGAUUAUGAAAGUGGCUUGAUAAAUUAUAUAUUUUAUUUUCGUCAAUAUGAUAUUUGAUUUUGGAUAAUUUAAAUAUGAUUUUAUUAUAACAACGAAGAAAAAAAGUAUGUGUAUAUAUUCUCGAGAAAAAUAAUUUGUUUAUGCGAUUUGAAAGUUGAAAUAAUAAUAACAAGUGACAAGAACACUUUGUCAUUUUAAUGUAUUAAAUAAUUUUGACCAGUUUUAUAAUCACCGGAUUGUAUGUAAGACGAGCAUCGUUCUCUCUUCUAUUAUCAUUAAUUCUUGAUCUCCCAGUAACGGUUGUUGCAUUUAGAGCGUUGAUUAGUAUUAAAGUAGAGGAUACGUUUACGGAAAAAAAAACUGUGCGCGCCAUCGAGCUUGAAGAGUUGAAAUUUUCCUAUCCCUCCAAUUCUAAGAAAAUUUGAUUUGAUCGCGAGAAAGAGACGACGAUAAAAAAGGAGCUGAAGGAUCGGCACCAUCGCACAUUGAUAUUUUAUCGAUAUUAAUAAUAUUGUUAAACUUUUAGAAAAGAUGUCAUAUAAAAUUUGAUAGCAGUAAGGAUUGAUAAAACGUUUAAUAAUGGUGCAUGUCGAUUAUCAGUUUAAUACAGAUUAAUAUGAGAAGUGUGCGUCGCACAGUUCGGUUGGUCGGGUAAAACAAGUUAGUUAGUAAACAACACUGCCAGCCACAAGUACAUUACGAAUUUAAUUGAGGGUACUCAACACACGAAAGAAUAGCCUAAUCCGAUAAGCGUAAUCGUAAUCGAUAAUCGUUGAUUAUUAUACCGGAAUUCAUGUUCAUUGUAUCCUCUUGAUCAGUAAGUCGCGCGAUAUGAGGAUUCUUAACGAUGAUAUAUUUAUUCGUCGUCAUAUAAAAAUAAUACUCACGCAUACUUACAAGAAAUAUAUAUAUAUAUAUACGUACAUGCAUUAAAGAUCGUAAAAUUCGAUCACAAUAAAUCAUGGAAAUCGUCGUCCGGAAGUAUUAUUAUGAUAACUUAAUGAUUCAUCGAGAGUAUCAAGUUAUGGUCUUCGUGAGGGGCUUUAAGGACGUCUUAAUUAUAGCAGAUGUACACGAUAAGUAUGUAUGACAAAAAAUGCCGAAAUGCUGAUAAAGUAAAAUAUACAGAUUAAGGAAUA